Molecule: messenger RNA, 611 nt
Organism: Medioppia subpectinata
Lineage: Eukaryota; Metazoa; Arthropoda; Arachnida; Sarcoptiformes; Oppiidae
Source: the annotation of a GenBank genome assembly
AUGCUAUUCAAUGGUCAGACAAUAGGUGUGGACACAGACCAGACAUCUGGGUUUCUGGUGGCGAGUCUCAAGAGGUCAUGUAAAACACUAACCGAUGGGUUCUUGCGGAGACCCGCGGCCGAGAAAUUCUCGGCCGCGGGUCUCCGCAAGAACCCAUCGUUGAUCCCAUUAUUCUUCUUCGCGGGUUUGGGAGGUGUUUGGGCCGGUUAUUACCUCUUGAGACUCGCCACCAGAAACCCCGACGUCUGCUGGAAUAAGAAGGGAAACCCCGAGCCGUGGCAGGAGUACGACAAGAAGCAGUAUAAGUUCUGGUCGCAAAUUGACCAUGUCAAUUACGAACAUCCCAGACCCAGAUUUUAGACGACUAAUGGUCUCUCGUUAUUAGAUCUGAUCCGAAGAAUCACUUUAUCUGUCGAUUGAUUGUAUGUUUUAAUAGUAAUAAUUGAUUAUAGGUUUAGACAUUUGUUUUUCAAUUCACACUCUUAUGAGUUGAAUAUAUCUGCAGUUAAUCUCAAUUCCAGUUUUGAUCUGUUUUUUGUAGGUUUUAUUAAAUUGUAAGUUUUUUUUAAUCAUUUAAUUGCUUUGUAAGCAAUUUAAAUGAUUCUCACGCG